Messenger RNA from Rotaria sordida, 1806 nucleotides. NCBI's taxonomy places the organism in Eukaryota, Metazoa, Rotifera, Eurotatoria, Philodinida, Philodinidae. The record is from the annotation of a GenBank genome assembly.
AUGAUCAAGAUACGAACAAAGAAAUUGGUACGAUUUCUUAGUGAUCCAAGUGGUUACAAAAAUAAACCUAUGACAGGUACAAAUAACAAUAAGAUUACAGAAGAUCAAUUAAAUGAAAAUUUUCAAAUACCAAUAAAACAUAAUUAUUUAACUAGAAGAAUAUUUUCUCGUCAAUCUUCACAGAAAAUUAAUCAUCUAGAACAAGAAUCACAAUGUAUUAGUGAAAUAUUACAAAAACCGCAAUUUACUCAUGUUACAUCAGUAUGCAAAGAUGAAUCAAAUCAACAAGAUAUUGUUAUUUCGUCUAAAUCUUUACAUACAGUUAUCGAAACAGAUUUAACUUUUCAUCGUGAUAUCAAAGCAGGUAGUCAACGAUUUCGUUGGAAUAUAUUAUUUAAUAUUCUCGUUUGGCUCAUUGUACCAUUUCCAUUAUGGAUACCAUUCAUCUCUAACAAACUUGCAUAUUUAAUAAUACCUUCUAUUCAAUGUCUAUUUGUUUUCAUGUGGAUAAUUAUUGCCAUAUUAGCUAUGAAAAAUGCAUUGAUUUUAUAUUUAAAUCGUUAUCGAGAUUUUUUGAAAGAUGUUGAUAAAUCUUCAUCGAAACAUAUUCGACAUAUUGUUGCAAUUAUUUGUUAUAAGGAACCAGUGGACUUAAUAGCUCGAAGUAUUCAAACAAUUGCAGAUCAAACUGAAGUACAUAGAAUAACAAUGGUUAUUUCAUUUGAAGAACGAACACCAAAUAAAGAAGAAAAAUGUGAAUUUUUAGAAAAAAAAUUUAUUCAAUGUGGAUUUGAACGAAUCAUAUUCACUAUUCAUCCAUAUGGUUUGCCGAAUGAAAUACCAGGAAAAUGUUCCAAUUCUAAUUAUGGUCUUCGUAUGGCUGUUCAACAAAUGGCAAUUAAUGAUAACGAUACAGAUAAUAUCUUAAUAACAACAUGUGAUGCUGAUUCAAAAUUUUCACCUGAAUAUAUAAGUGCAUUAGCAUAUAAAUAUUUAAAAGAAAAACAACCAGCAUUAUCUACAGUUUAUCAAUCACCUUUAUUUUAUAAUUGGAAAUUAGAUGGUUUAUCAUUUGUUAGUCGUGUUACUGGUUUAUUGAGAAGUUUGUUAAUGUUAGGCGCAUUGAUUCCAUUUAAUAUAAAUACAAUGAGUAUUUUUUCAUAUUCAUUAAGUCUUGCACAGAAAGGAAAUUAUAUUCAUCCAGCAUAUCAAAUGGAUGAUAUUAUUUGUCUUAUUCGUUGGAUGGGAGUAACAAAACAACGAUUAAGAAUAUCGAUGAUACCUGUACCUGUUUUAAGUGGUCCAACAAAUGGAGAAACAAUUGAAAAAGAAAUUAUUGAAUGGACAAGACAAGCUCGACGAUGGACUAUUGGCGCUAUUGAAGUAUUUCAUUAUUUUAUUGUUAAAGCAAAAGGAAUGCCAUCAUUUGCUGCAUGUUGUUGGGGAAUUUGUUUUAUUAUUUAUUAUGGAAUUCUUUUAUGUACAGGUGGUUUAUAUGGUCUUACAUCAAUGUUAUCUAUGUUUUUACUUGUUAAAGAUGUUCCAUUCAUUAUUACCUACAUUAUGUAUGGGAUGUUGGCUGUACAAAUGUUAACAUUUCUAGUUGCAUUUAUUAUCGAUGGAUUUAUUCCAAAAUUAUUGAAUAUAGAAGAAUAUAUUUGUCUUCCACGAAAUUUCUUUCAUUUUCUAACAACACCAUUUGUUCUCUUAGCUUAUUCAUUUGUAGAAUUUUAUGCAUUACAUGAAAUUCUUAUAUUUGGGAAGAAAGUAUGUAAACAUGGUGCAUCAGCAAAGAUGGCUCUUUAA